Messenger RNA from Amborella trichopoda, 2116 nucleotides. RefSeq names its product putative protein phosphatase 2C 18. Gene Ontology annotation, biological process: protein dephosphorylation. Gene Ontology annotation, molecular function: protein serine/threonine phosphatase activity. The record is from RefSeq and is a predicted model, not a curated record. Lineage: Eukaryota; Viridiplantae; Streptophyta; Magnoliopsida; Amborellales; Amborellaceae.
CUCUUUACCAUGUGACGUCAACGAAGACGGCCGUAGAAGACCCGUUGCCCUUUGUUGAGUCCUGACAACGGCCGCUGUUUGCUUUCAUGCCUCAUAAAAGCAUUGAAUUUCAUGACUGGACGAGAAAAUGAUGAGAGCAAAACAACCAUGAUGAGAGAGAAAGCACUGACCGAUCAUCAAUGUCCCUUUCCAUUGGCUACUAAAUUUGAUAAAACUUUUUGCUAGCUAAGUCUCUUUAAUGGCUUUGGAGAAAGUUCAAGCACGUUCUUUGGUACAGGCUCUAAAAGUUUUGGGUCUCCGGGUUCUUUUUGGGGGUGAUUUGCAGUAACUGCAAAGAAGUUUUCGAUUAUAAAUUUUGGAUCUUGAGAAAUGACGUUUGUCUUUGUUUUGGCGGAGAAAACAGUGAAUCGCACUUUCUCUCUCUAGAAAAGUUCGAUUGCUCCGCCCAUCGAAAGAAAUUGGUUGCUCCGCUGUUGGCAGUGGUGAUUAUUUUUCUGUUGAGAAAAAUCUAUUUUUCAGGGGCGGUAGCCUUUUUGGUUUAGGGUGAACAAAUUGGGCUUCUCUCUCUAGAAAUUAGGGUAAUUAAUCAGGCGUUUUGGAAGGGGCUUUGCAUUGUUUUCUCUGUGGAUUAGAACUGGGUUUCUCUCUGUGAUUAAGUUGGGGGCGUCUCUCUGUUUUUGCUGCUGAGAAAAUUUGGGUUGUGGGUUUUCUUUGAGAAUGAUGAAACAGGGUCUCUCUUUCUAAAAACAUUGAAGAUUUGUUGGUUUUUUUAGAGAGAGCAAGAGAUGGGGGUUUGUUGCAGUAAAGAGGCUGUUGGUUCUGAAGAAGAAGAUAUCAAUAGUUCAGGCGCAAUCGCCUCGAUGUUUACUCAGCAAGGUCAAAAGGGAAUUAAUCAAGACGCCAUGAUUUUAUGCGAGGAUUUUGCCUGGAAAACAGGGACCAUAUUUUGUGGUGUUUUUGAUGGCCAUGGACCUUAUGGCCAUAAGGUGGCUCGCCAUGUGAGAGACAAUCUACCUUCUAAGCUUAAGUCUGAAUGCGAGGCUUGUGAACUGGAUUCAGAUGAAACAGAAGAUUGUAGUGAGAGAAACAGCGAGAAUGGGGAGCGAAAAACAGAGUACCCCCCUGAAUUCUCUUCAUGGAAGGCCAGUUUUUUGCAGGCUUUUAGAGAUAUAGAUAGAGAAUUGAGGGUGCACCCCGAGAUUGAUUGCUUUUGCAGUGGCACUACUGCUGUUGCAUUGGUUAAACAGGGAGAGCACCUGGUUAUUGCUAAUUUAGGAGAUUCACGUGCUAUUCUGUGCACUAGAGAUGAUAACAACAAGAUGGUGCCUCUUCAGCUCACCGUUGAUUUGAAGCCUAAUCUUCCAAGUGAAGCUGAGAGAAUAAAGCAAUGUAAGGGGAGGGUAUUUGCGAUGGAAGAAGAGCCUGAUGUCGCUAGAAUGUGGUUACCUAACGAAGAUUGUCCAGGCUUGGCCAUGGCUAGGGCCUUUGGGGACUUCUGUCUCAAAGACUAUGGCCUUAUCUCUGUCCCCCAUCUCUCUUAUCGGAAACUAACGCCUAAGGAUGAGUUCGUUGUUCUCGCCACAGAUGGGGUUUGGGAUGUAUUGACGAACAAGGAAGUCAUAAACAUCGUUGCCUCCUCUAAGGAUCGUUCUUCAGCGGCUCGAACACUGGUAACCCGAGCAGUUAGAGCUUGGAAAUACAAAUACCCAACAUCAAAAAUCGACGAUUGUGCAGUUAUUUGCCUCUACCUAAGAACGGAACCAACUGUAGCCUCCAAAGCCUCUUCCGAAGCACUGGAGUCGGUUCAUAGUUGCCCGGAAUCUUUGAUUUCUGGUCGUUUGCGAGAUGCUGAUGAUGGAGAAGGAGAUGGUUUUCCACCUUGUUGUGUGGUAAGAGAGGGUAAGGAUGAGGAAGAAUGGAGCGCCCUAGAGGGUGUGACAAGAGUGAACUCUAUUGUGAAGCUUUCUCGGAGAUCUUGAUGUCUUUCUCUUUUUAAUUUUGUGUUGUUUCUUUCGUAGUUUUGUUGUACAUGUUUUUGUUUUAAAGGGUGAGUUAGAAGCACCAAGAUUUGGAGUUGUUUGGUUGGGGGUAGAAAGGAAAUCUCUCUUUGGGAAAA